CAGCAUACCAAGAGAAAGGAAACGCAGCGAUGAUCUACGUGGACUAUAAGAACAUCACCGGUGUUGUAAAGCCUGGGAACAGGAUCUUUAUUGAUGAUGGACUCAUCUCGAUUAUCUGUGAAUCAUCUACUGCUGAUACUCUCGUCUGCACCAUUGAAAAUGGAGGUAUGCUUGGAUCUAGAAAGGGUGUGAACCUGCCCGGUCUACCUGUCGACUUGCCCGCUGUGUCUGAAAAAGAUAAGUCUGAUCUCCUCUUCGGUGUGGAACAGGGUGUGGAUAUGAUCUUUGCGUCGUUCAUCCGCAACGGCGCCGCGCUGACGGAGAUCCGCGGCAUCCUCGGGGAGAAGGGCAAGAACAUCAAGAUUAUCUCCAAGAUUGAGAACCACCAGGGCAUGGUUAACCUCGACGAGAUCAUUGCAGCAUCUGACGGUAUUAUGGUUGCCCGUGGAGAUCUUGGCAUAGAAAUCCCUCCGGAGAAAGUGUUCCUCGCACAGAAAACUAUGAUCGCUCGUUGUAACCAAGUCGAAUAUUGCUUGUUUCCACUUUACAAAUGCAAAAGUAAUUGUAAUUGUAUUAUUUCAGAGUCCGUGGCUAGCGACUGGCUGAAGGACGUGGACCUGCGCGUGCAGCGCGGGCUGCAGUUCGGGCGGCAGCGCGGCUUCAUCCGCCGCGGGGACCAGGUUAUAGUGGUCACCGGCUGGAGACAGGGCUCCGGGUAUACUAACACCAUGCGCAUCAUCCCCGUGGUGGAGUAA
Messenger RNA from Papilio polytes (common Mormon), 755 nucleotides. RefSeq names its product pyruvate kinase-like. Gene Ontology annotation, biological process: glycolytic process. NCBI's taxonomy places the organism in Eukaryota, Metazoa, Arthropoda, Insecta, Lepidoptera, Papilionidae. Gene Ontology annotation, cellular component: cytoplasm. Gene Ontology annotation, molecular function: potassium ion binding; magnesium ion binding; pyruvate kinase activity. The record is from RefSeq and is a predicted model, not a curated record.